Messenger RNA from Lingula anatina, 2658 nucleotides. Its product is annotated as acyl-CoA-binding domain-containing protein 5. Gene Ontology annotation, molecular function: fatty-acyl-CoA binding. Gene Ontology annotation, biological process: pexophagy; fatty acid metabolic process. Gene Ontology annotation, cellular component: cytoplasm. Lineage: Eukaryota; Metazoa; Brachiopoda; Lingulata; Lingulida; Lingulidae. The record is from RefSeq and is a predicted model, not a curated record.
CGAGAUUGUAAACAAAAAUGGCUACCUCUGCAAAGGAAAAAUUCGAGGCAGCUGUAAAAGUAAUCCAAAAUCUACCUAAAGAAGGAUCAUUCCAACCAUCCCAUGAGUUGAUGUUGAAGUUCUAUGCCUAUUACAAGCAAGCCACAAUAGGAAAAUGCACUCAUCCAAGACCAGCCUUUUGGGAGGUGGUCAAGAAAGCAAAAUGGGAUGCCUGGAAUGGGCUGGGGGACCUGUCCAAAGAGGAAGCCAUGCUCAGAUAUGUCGAGGAACUGAAAAGGAUAAUGCUUCAGCAAUCUAGUCCUUGGGAAUCCAUGAGUGAAGAUGAGAUAAUAGAAGCCAUGCCACAGACUGAUAAUGUCACAGGAUUUCUGGAUACUCUGGGAAAUUUCUAUGAGCUGGUGGAUGAGCAGCUUCCAGCACAUGCAGAGAAGCUACGCAGUGUCCAGAAACGCACCCAAGCUAUGGAUGGGGAUGUGGUCGGGGAGUCCGAACCCUCAUCAGGCAGUGAUGCUAGUGCAGAUUCUGUCAUUGAAAAUAGUGGAGGUGGAGAAGAUAAUGGAGAUGUUGUAGAAGAAGAAGAGGCUGAUGUGGUGAAAGUGCCGAAAAUUGACCAAAAUGAAAAUGAACACCUGCCUCCCAGCUACAAGUCAGAUACAGACAGUGAGGGUGAGGUGUACUGUGAUACAUCAGAUCAGCCAGAUCUGGAAACUUUGGCAAAGAUUGCAAGCAAAAAAAGUCACAGUGCCAGAAGGCCGUUGGUUUCCUCUUCUCCUCUCCGAGAAAAACUUAAUGGUUUUGACACUGACUUUCAACCACUGCCCAUGUCUCCUAUAGUGUCAGGACAGACAGACAUGUUGAUGGGUAAAAAUGGCCCCACUGAUAAUCACACACAUUCCAAUCACCAGCCUCAAAGGACAGUGUUGCCUGGAAACAGUCUUGAAAAUAAUGGAAGCUUGGAUUUUGUUGGUCAGUUAAAUCACAGGGGAGGGGAGGACGAAGUUGACAAUCAGUUAGAGCCUCUGGAUGCAUUAAGUGCAAGAGGAGGCGGAGAAACGCCUACACCUAGUGAAAGAGGGAGUCGGAGGCAUAGCAGGAGGGGGAGUGGUGGGAGUGUCAGUAGUAAUAGAGGCAAUCCUGGCCACCCCCAGCACCCUGAUGUCCCGGGGUCCUAUACAUAUGGCAGUGGAGGAGGAGGAAGAGAUGACAGACAAUACCAUGUACCAUAUACAGACAUCAAUGACCAGAUAGCAGCAGCACUGAAUAGGCUCCAACAAGACAUGAACAGUGUAUUAACAAGACUAAACACACUCGAAACACUGUCCAUUGUGCAACAACAGGUUCGGGACCGUGAUGACAACACGAGUAGAAAACCAAACCAGACCUCUUCUUGGUGGCCAUUCCCCAAUUUUUCUGGCAGAACAGUAAUGUUUCUACUGGUCUGGCCAAUUAUAGUACACUGGGUGAUUAGGUUUUUAUCUGGCAGAAGAAGAAGGCCAACACGGUGAAGCAUUAAAAACGCUUGAGAUACAAGGAGAACCUAAGCUUAAUACAUGGAGUCAGUGAAUUCUUUUACCACCAUGAAGUGAAGUGGAUUUCAGACUUAAUUCCUAAUGUGGGUUGAUACCAUGUUUGUGCAAUAGAUGUAUAAAAUCACAACCAUUGUAAUGGAUGUCCAAUAAGUUAUCCAUCAUCUGUGAAGCCUGUAGUAAGUGAUCAUGAGACUGAAAUGAAUUAUAAAAGCCAUGUGCCUUUAUCUGUUGUAUGGUAUGGCAUCCAGUAGGAAUGUGGGCAGUGCAAGAUGACAACACAUGAUCAUAUUGCUGUCUCUGCCAAUGGAGGUGGUUUGUUCGUUUUAUCAGUGUUGGUUUGAUUGUGGACAAGAGGCCUCGAAAAGAUUUUCAUAAAUUUUAAUGCAAUUCAAAUGAUGGACAGUUAUUCAGGUAGGAAAGAAGUUUGGACAGUUUUAAUCUGGGUUUUAUAAUAUGUAUAAAACAAUUUUAACUGACUUUAAAUCAUUGUGAUACACUGAUAAAAAAAAUGUUAGUGACAACUGCACUGAAAAUAUAUCUAAAUGCUAAAAUGCAAAAAAUCAGAAGUAAACUUAUGGCUCAGUCUUGCCAUUCAAAAUGGAUGUCACAAAAUUUGUCAGUGAAACUAUAUUGAACACUUCCACAAAACACAUUGUAUUUCAUAGAUUUCUUGUCAUGAAAUAUAUUUUUUCAUUUAGUCUGUAACAGUAUUGUGAGUAUGCAUAUUAAAUUAUUAAAAAUGAAUCACUCAAGCUGUAAUUAUUUUGUACUUAUGUUCAAAGUUUCUAGUCAUAAGGCAGAAAAUCUAAAAAGAACUGAACCUUGCCUUAUACUGAAUAGGUCACUUCUUCAACAUCAAUUUAAGUAAGUUUUUAUCUUAUUUUGUGAAGUAUUUUUGUGUGGACAAUACUUGAUGGAAGUAUAUUUUAAUAUUUCAAAUGUGAAUAUUGUGAAAAAAGAAAAGGUAAGUUUACAACCAAGAACACAAAAGUCCAUUUCAUGAGGAAAAUCAGUCUUGCAUUUCAAAUUAAUUAUUAAAGUGUUUUGGAUAACUGGACCAUUUUGAACACGCAUGUAAAGUUACUUUCAUAGCAAAGUUUAAAAGAUAAAAUAAAAGUCAACACAAGAA